Molecule: messenger RNA, 2421 nt
Organism: Gadus morhua (Atlantic cod)
Lineage: Eukaryota; Metazoa; Chordata; Actinopteri; Gadiformes; Gadidae
Gene: slc25a24
Product: solute carrier family 25 member 24
Exons: 10
Coding region: 307-1746 (479 amino acids)
Biological process (GO): transmembrane transport
Cellular component (GO): mitochondrial inner membrane
Molecular function (GO): calcium ion binding
Source: RefSeq, a predicted model, not a curated record
GCCGUAAAAGAGGAGGUCGGAGCGAACGUCUAGGUCCAUGCUCCACACCCUGAUCAACGCGGCUGAUUCUCAUCCGCAUACGGGAUCGGGUGGGUGAAUUUAGACUAUAGGUAGCUAACAGUAGUAGUAGGCCUAUUAGUAGUCGUAGUAUUAGUAUAAUUAUAAAUAGUAGCCUGUGUAUUUUUGUAAUCAUUGUGUACCGCUAGUAUUCGUAUUAUUUUUUUUGGUCCCAGAAGUUGCGCAUUACUCCGCCUUCAGUUUCUACCGUUUCCCCAUUACGUGGAGGCUACUUUUCCGAAAACUUAAAUGUCAACGAUGUACUACCAAGCCAUAAGGAGGUUGGUGUUCACUGACUGCAGUUGUGCAACAGACGCGUCCAAAACAUACGAGGAUCUGUUUGAGAAGUUGGACACAAAUAAAGAUGGAAAAGUGGACGUCGCAGAGCUCCGGGCGGGCCUCACUUCCAUGGGCAUCACGUUCCGAAAAGGCGCAGCACAGAAAAUCAUUUCUUCUGGAGACAAAGACAAAGAUUUAGGACUUGAUUUUGAGGAAUUCUCCAAAUACCUAAAGGACCACGAGAAGAAAUUGCGCCUAACAUUCAAGAGUUUGGACAAGAACAACGAUGGAAGGAUAGACCACAUGGAGGUGAGGCAAUCCCUUGCUGAUUUGGGCAUGGACAUAAACCAGGAAGAAGCCAAGAAGAUCCUCCAAAGCAUCGAUGUGGACGGCACUAUGACGGUGGACUGGAAUGAGUGGAAAGCUCAUUUCCUCUUCAACCCUGCCACUAACCUGCAGGAGAUCAUCCGCUACUGGAAGCAUUCCACGGUCCUGGAUAUCGGUGACAGCCUCACCAUCCCAGAUGAGUUCACCGAGGAGGAGAAGACCACGGGCAUCUGGUGGAAACAGCUGUCUGCCGGGGCCAUGGCCGGGGCGGUGUCCCGCACCGGCACCGCCCCGCUGGACAGGAUGAAGGUCUUCAUGCAGGUGCAUUCCACCAAAAGCAACAAGAUCAGCCUCGUGGGAGGUUUCAAGCAGAUGCUCAAAGAAGGAGGUGCCGCAUCCCUGUGGAGAGGGAACGGCAUCAACGUCCUCAAGAUCGCUCCCGAGACGGCCAUUAAGUUUAUGGCUUAUGAGCAGUACAAGAAGCUGUUGUCCAGUGACAGAGGGAAGGUCCGGACCCACGAGCGGUUCAUCGCCGGGUCGCUGGCGGGCGCCACGGCCCAGACCGCCAUCUACCCCAUGGAGGUGAUGAAGACAAGGCUGACUCUGAGAAAAACCGGACAAUAUACUGGAAUGUUCGACUGUGCCAAGAAGAUCCUCCAGAAAGAGGGAGUGAAAGCCUUCUACAAAGGCUAUCUCCCCAACAUAUUGGGCAUCAUUCCAUAUGCUGGGAUAGAUCUGGCUGUGUAUGAGAGUUUGAAGAAUGCUUGGCUGGCCAACUACGCCAAAGACUCGGCCAACCCGGGCAUCCUGGUCCUAUUGGGCUGUGGCACCAUGUCCAGCACCUGCGGUCAGCUGACCAGCUACCCCCUGGCUCUGAUCCGAACACGGAUGCAGGCAGCGGCGUCUAUUGAGGGUGCUGAGCAGAUGUCAAUGAAUCGGAUGGUGAAGAAGAUCGUGGAGAAGGAGGGCUUCUUCGGGCUCUACCGCGGGAUCCUGCCCAACUUCAUGAAGGUCAUCCCGGCCGUCAGCAUCAGCUACGUGGUGUACGAGUACAUGAGGUCUGGUCUGGGGAUCCAGAAGUAGUAGAACACUCCCUGUGUCCCAAACAUGCAUACAACUCAAUAGCCUUUACCCUUGCGUUGCAUUGAGGGAAGUGAAACCUGGAAGCAACUGAGCCUGGAGUCAGUGCUGCAUAACGGCAGCUUCUCCUGCUACUGAACAAGCUGAAAUUCCACCUUAUGUGUGCUGGUUUAUAAGGGUGUUAAAGACAGAUUUUAGUCCUGGUAAAUUAUAAUUUUUUUCACUGGACGCCAGCGACAACCCAGGCGAUAUGCAAGUUUUAUGCAAAUAUGAAAAGUCGUUUCAGAUGUUAUUUACAUAGAACAUGCAAUAAACAGUUGCACUAAGGAAAAGUAUCCUUAUUCAGGCCUAUUUUUGGUGGUCUAUACCGAACUAUUCAUGCCAUUAGUUUUUGUGUAAUUCUGUAUUAGGCUUACAUGUUGUUACCUUGAGACAUAUCGGCCCAUCAUCUGAGUUUGAUCACCCGAGUGCCACUGGUUCUUGAAAAUGUAUCCUUUCUAGUUGAAAGUUGAGACUGCUUUAGCACACUUUGAACAAGGUCAACUUUUGGGGAUGUGUGCCUUAUUCCUUUGUUUUCUCAGAAAUGCAAACCUCUUCGACACCCCCCCCCCCCAAUUGAAAUGCCUUUCCUUCCAAUUUGAAUUAGGUGCUUGUAUCUCCAUUAAAUAUGUAUUUUAA